Opisthocomus hoazin is the source of this 252-nucleotide messenger RNA. The record is from RefSeq and is a predicted model, not a curated record. NCBI's taxonomy places the organism in Eukaryota, Metazoa, Chordata, Aves, Opisthocomiformes, Opisthocomidae.
AUGGCUGAUUCAAGAGGGCUCCUGCUUCGGGCAGAAUCUGCCAUCUUCAACUUUCAGAGUCUACUGACUGUAGUCUUGCUGCUCAUAUGUACCUGUGCCUAUGUGAGAUCCUUGGCUCCCAGCUUACUGGACAAAAAUAAAACUGGACUGUUGGGAAUAUUCUGGAAAUGCGCCAGGAUCGGUGAACGGAAGAGUCCCUAUGUGGCUGUGUGUUGUGUCGUGAUGGCCUUCAGCAUUCUGUUUGUACAGUAG